AUGAAAGCGAGCGACGCGAAGAAACAUCCACAGCACGCCACUGCCACCACUGCAGAACUGACUUCCAUCAUGGCCAAUGGAGUUUUCUCGAUCGUCCCGCGAUCAGAAAUUAAGCCUGGAGACAUAGUAGUCCGAUCCCGAUGGGUUUACACGGAAAAAGUAAUCGGUGGGCAAAUUACUUUGAAGGCGAGGCUAGUGG
Amoebophrya sp. A120 is the source of this 199-nucleotide messenger RNA. Lineage: Eukaryota; Dinophyceae; Syndiniales; Amoebophryaceae. The record is from the annotation of a GenBank genome assembly.